Pantherophis guttatus is the source of this 5678-nucleotide messenger RNA. RefSeq names its product multimerin 1 (gene MMRN1). Gene Ontology annotation, biological process: negative regulation of cell migration involved in sprouting angiogenesis; negative regulation of vascular endothelial growth factor receptor signaling pathway. Gene Ontology annotation, molecular function: protein binding. NCBI's taxonomy places the organism in Eukaryota, Metazoa, Chordata, Lepidosauria, Squamata, Colubridae. The record is from RefSeq and is a predicted model, not a curated record.
UUCCCUCUCCUCCAGCUUCAACAAAGACAAUCGGUAUAAUCUUCCUCUAAGGAAUUUUGCUUCCACUGCUCCAAGAGGUCACAGGUCACAGAGGAACCCAUAGAAACAGGAAACGGAGCUUCCUCAGUCUACUUUCAAAUACUCAAAAACCUGUUUCCUUUCUCUCCCGCAAACACAACCUCGCAAUCCGGCGUUUGGUUCAGAUCCAUAGUGAAAGCAACAGCAGAAAGCGAAAGAGUUUAGACGGCCUCUGCUGAGGACGAUAUGAAAGACAUACCGAGGUUCUUGCAAGCCAAGAGAAUGUGGGAGAUAUUUUCAGUAUUGCUUUUCUUAACCUUGGGACGAAGCAGAGCAGAAGCCAAUUCAACAGACCCGAUCUUGGUCACGACUUUGGAUUCCAGCAAAGUGGAAGUAAGUCAUCCUGGCUCAGCUGUUCCUGAAGUUCAGAGCCUUGGAGGUGUGGAGGCAAUAUCAUUGAUACCAGAUUCUUCUGCGAAUCCAACUUCUGUGCUGGCUAUAAAACAGGAUGGACGAGACAUAAAACAUAGCACUUUUACAACCCAGGAGGAAAUUCAAAGCUCGCCAACCCCAGUUACAAUCCAGCAAGGAGAAAACAUCAGCCUUAAAACUCCUAGCAGAGAAAAGGACAGUGAUGGUAGUGUUACAAAUGCCAAGACAUCGAUCCUACCUAAGGAUGGAGGACAUUCAGCACAGAUCCAACCCCGAAAGGGUCCUCUUGAAAAGGAAACACCGAAAAAACCAGUUGUGAGCAGAACUUCCAGACAAUCGGGCUACGGCAGCAACAGCGGCCAGCAGGCUAAAGAUAACAGAAGCCCCAGCUUUGAUACUACCAGGGGAAAGAACUGGUGUGCCUACGUUCACACAAGGCUUCAGCCCACAAUUGUGGUUGACAAUGUACAAAGCUACAGCUCUGGGAGAGCCAAGCCAUGCACUUGGAUUACGGGAUCCUGUGGAACAAGUUCCCAGUCAAGGACCCACCAAGUUUACAGGAUCAAACAUAUGAUAGUUACCUCACUGGAGUGGAAAUGCUGUCCAGGAUACAGUGGAGGAACAUGCCAGCCAACAGCCCAACAGGAUCAAACGCUCAUCCACAGCAACCAGGCAGAGAGCAACACAGCUACUACUGGGCAAACCCUGGGAAACCAACAGCAGCAGCAAGAGCCCAACGACCAAGCAGUUGCACAAAAAGUGAAUGAACAGAUUAGCAGCCAGGAGAUGAAACUGACUUUGCUACAGAAGAAGGUUGACAACAUUUCAGUCAUCAUGAGAGACGUGAGCCAGAAGCUUUCCUCUCUGGAAGGCAAAAUCAAUGAAGAUAAGAGCCAAGAUUUUCUAAAAGGUUUCAAAUCCAAAGGUGUGACUGAACUGAUCAGAGAAAUCGUAAAAGAGCAGUUUAAAGCCUUCCAAAGUGACAUGCAAGAGACAGUGGCUCAAAUUUUCAAGAUCACAUCUGAUCUCUCCGAAGAUCUUGAGAAUACCAAAGGCUUGGUCAAAGGUUUGAAUAAAUCCUGCCAGAGAUUUGCCCUUGAUAUUGAAAACAGACCUACAAGGGUUGAAAUACUAGACAUUCGAACCCAGAUCUUGCAUAUUGAAGACGAUAUCAGCUUUACGUGUGAGAGGCCAAUCAAAGAACUGCAAGAAAAGCAGAGAUCUUUGGAAGCUGACUUAGAGCACCAAAGCUCAAAGAGUGAUAUUUACUAUGGGUCUCUGAACAAAACUCUUACACAAAUGAAAGAAGCACAUGAACAACUGUUAUCAGUGGAACGAAGCUCGGUCCAGAAUGUACCCAUAGCUGCUGAAUCAAUGAAUGAUAAUCUUACAAAUUUCGUGACAAAUUUACAGGAGAAAAUGAAGACGCAGAACUUGAUGGUUUUGCAGCUGUACGAUGAUCUCAGGAUCCAAGACAACAAGAUCAAUAACCUUACCAUCUCAUUAGAAAUCCAGAGACAUGACCUACAAGGUAGAUGUGACAACAUAUUGUCCGAAUGCAAAAGUGACAUCCAACUGCAGAUAAGGGGCGUGGAAGGGGAUAUUCGUUCCUUAAAUAAAACUGUGGAGAGUCUUGUAUUUCCCUUGGAUGAUAAGAUGGAGAAAAUGAACGAGCAGAUCAAUGACCUCUGCUAUGACAUGGAGAUUCUCCAGCCUUUAAUUGAACAAGGAGUUCCUUUCAGCCUUUCAUCCGAGGAUGAGUUACGGCUCGAAACAGAUGCUAUUAGCAGAAAACUGGAGAAUUUAACCAACCUUGUGACAACGCUGAACUUCACCAUUGUGGAACUCCACAAAAAUCAGAAGGAACUUAAAACUGACGCUCAGACUCAAGAUGAAAUUUCUAGGACGCGUAUUGAUGAAUGCUUUGUUUUGGUAGAGGAGGGGUUAAACAAAACCAUGAUUGUUAUCAACAGUGCUAUUGAUUCCAUCCAAGAUAACUACGUCCUCAAAGAAGCCCUGAAUGCUUGGAAAAACGAGACCGAAGCUUGCUGUGAUCGUGGGGAGAAGAUGGAAAAUGUGUUGACGUUAAUACCGCAAUUCCAAAAGAUGAACGAAUCCCUUCAGAUACUAGUCAGCCAAAACGAGAAACCAAAGAGAAUUUGGCCCCUUGUAGAAUCUUCCUUUGGCGAACGGGACAUCCAUCACCUCAGCAAAGGUCACCCUAACCCAAACACCACAUUAUUAAAUGUUCAAGAGCACAAGAGAGACGCUGGUCACCCAGAUGACAAAAUAUUGCACUCCAGCAACGAAUACAACGAUCAUGAAAUGCGUCUGCAGGCCGUGGAGGGGAAAAUCAUCAAAUUCUUGGCAAACAACUGUGUCUCAGUGAGAAAUGUGAAAGCGGCUGCCACAGAAAAUGAGAAAACCGUCUCUGUUCAGCUUCAGACCUUCAAUUCCAGAAUCAGGGCUCUUGAAGCCAAAAGCAUCCGCUUAUCGCUGAGUAUCCCACUCUUAAACAAGACAGCCAACGAAGCAAGGAACUUGUGUGAGGAUGUCUCUGGAACCAUUAGAGAAAUGAAUGCCAGCCUUCCCAAACUGAUGCCAACCAUUCACUCAGAUGGCAUAUUGUUUCAGAAGGGCUUCCAAGAGCUCACUGGCGCCAUGAUAGAGGCCAAAACAGAAACACUUCUAGCCAACCUAACUUUGUAUGUAGACAAGUCCCUAGAAGGGGCAAUAGACAGUAUAACCAAACGGUUAAAGGCAGCUGCUACUCUUCCGAAGAAGCCACUACCUGGGAAAAAGACACCCAUGAACAGCGUUACAAAUCAGGCUGGAAGAAGUCAGAGAAACACUGAUUCUGCUUUAGAAACAGGGGAUUAUCUGAGCUGUAGUAGCUCCCCGUGUCAAAAUGGAGGGACCUGCAUCAAUGAAAAGAGGGGCUUUGUCUGUGCUUGUCGCUAUCCUUUCGGAGGAGCCAACUGCAGCGCCAAGAUGAUGCAGGAAAAUGCUGCAGCCAUAGAUUUCUCAAAGGGGUCUUACAGAUAUGCACCAAUGGUAGCCUUUUUUGCUUCGCACACCUAUGGGAUGAACACACCUGGUCCUAUUCGAUUUAACAAUCUGGAUGUCAACUAUGGGACCUCAUAUGUCCCUGCAAAUGGAAGGUUCCGCGUACCAUAUUUGGGAGUAUAUGUCUUUGAGUAUAACAUUGAGUCCAGCAGCCCAUCCAUCUCAGGCUACCUUGUGGUUGACGGAACAGACAAGCUAACUUUCCGAUCUGAAAAUGGAAGCGGAGACAAAUACGUGACUAGAGUAGUGACCGGAGAUGCUAUAUUGGAACUGAACUACGGACAAGAAGUCUGGCUCAGACUGGCAAAGGGCUCCAUCCCAGCAAAAUACCCACCCGUAACUACAUUUAGUGGCUACUUAUUGUACCGUACAUAAAAGCUGCCAUCCAAUAUGUCUCCCCUGUUACUUCUUACUUCUUGCUACCCAAAUAAAGGAAAUCUCAUUUAGAGUUCCCAGCUCUUCUUUGGUAGAUGUUCUGUGCCUCUAAUUUUUGCACAACAGACAGAAAUUAGAUAGGGAAUACUUUUCCCAUGCUUGGAUUUCAGCGCUGGCCAAAAAAAAAAAAAAAAAAACAAACACAAAACCCAGAUAUCUUGGCUAAUGACAGAAGGAUGCCCCUCAGUAUUUCCCAAUCUUGGCAACUUUCAGACUUGUAGAUAUCAGCUCAACUGAGUUCUCAUCUGUGGCCAAUGCUGGCUGUGGAAUUCUGAAGUCCACAAAUAUGAAAAAUGGCAAGAUUAGGGAAAAGAAUGUUGUGCGCGAUGUUAUGAUCAUUCUAAUUGUGUAAAAGAAUUUUUGGAGAACUGGUAAAGUGAAUUAUAUUUUGAUAGCUCUUGAUAGUGACAUGAUAUCAGCUAAGGGCAAAUUGACGUCAGGCUUGCCCUAUUGACUUUGCUUUCUUUUUAUUAGGAAAACUGCAGUUAUUCAGCUAUAACAUGUUCUGCCUUCUGUUGAAUUAAAUAUCGUAGCAUUUUGGGGAAAGCUCUGAAGGUUGUACCUGAAGCUUUGGAGGAAUGACUUGCCGUCCUAGUAAUAUGCUAAGAGAUUCUGGUCUGCCUUCUGAUCAUUUCUGAAGCCACUGUUUUGCUCGUCUACAACUUGUAUCUGAAUGGUUCUGUUCCCAUGUCAUUGGGGUGAAAAGACCCAUGCUCUUUUUAUAUUUAGGCCUUUUAUAUAUUCUCUCUGUAGCCUUCUGAAGUAGUACUAUGCAAAACCAUCAAGAUAUUAGGACCAGGGUGGCAAAGAUAUUUUACAGCCAAGAAUUUGGGGUCCUUUUUGGGGGAUGGAGGGGUUGUUUUAAAUUAAUUUAACUUGGCUUCAGAGCAGUGAUGGCUUGCUCCUGGUUCGGUCCGGUUCUAUAGAACCGGUAGAAAACCGUCAGGAGGCUCCGCCCACCUGCCAUGACAUCAUCAUGGGUGAUCUGCACAUGUGCAGAAGCGUGCGCACAUGCGCUCCCAUUGCGAACCAGUAGUAAAGGUAAGUGGGAACUCACCCCUGCUUCAGAGAGAGCAGUAGUAAUAUAUUCAUAUCACUGAAAGAAGUAGUUGCAGGAAAUGUGACUUGCCUUUUCUAUAUUUUGGGGUCUAGGAGAGUGAAAAUGGCCAAAUAGGCAUUAAGCGUAUAAAACAUGAAUGUACCUCCUUUUGCUUUUACUUUUUGCCCUUUUUUUUUUGAGAGCAUUUUUGUGGUUUAUGGAUUUUUACCCUUAUUUUUGAAAUGGGGAAACAUCGUGCUACUGAAAAAAAAUCAGAGAUUUAUUUCCACAUUUUAACUGCAUGAUCUUGGGGAAUUCUGGAAGCUGUAGAAUGGGAGUGACAUUUGCCUACUCUUGAAUUAGGAGGAAGAUUCAAAGUGAGGAAAUGCAGUUUAUUUCGUCUGCCAAAUUCAGUAUGUGUUUGAAACUUAUAUGCAGAAUUUUACUUUAUUCUUCCAGCAUAUAUAAUCCGGAAUCUUAAAUGUUAUAACAAAAUUAAAAUUUAAUGUUUCUAUUUACCCAUGCUACAUUUUGUAAUUAUACAAAAUUAAAGUAUAAAUGUACUAUAAAAACUAUCAAUUUAAAUACUGAAUUUCCAAGAUGUGUAAUGGUUUUUUGAGUUUUUAAUAAAUUAUGUGUCAUGCAUGUAAGAGAUUAAUAAAAGAAUUGAAGCAUAGGUGAACUUUAA